Molecule: messenger RNA, 420 nt
Organism: Symbiodinium necroappetens
Lineage: Eukaryota; Dinophyceae; Suessiales; Symbiodiniaceae
Source: the annotation of a GenBank genome assembly
GUGCUUUACAUCGCCUACAUGGCCAAGCCGACGCAGUACACGCUGAUCCUGGCCACCUUUGAAAAGGACAGCCCAUCUGACCCCAGCGCUGAGGAGGCUUUUCGGGAAUCCAGCGCGCUCCCGUCAGAGCUCCGACGAAAGUUACAUAGCCCUGUCUGGGUGGCCGAUGACAAGGGGGAAGUCAUUGCGAUGCUGACGGGUGGGUCCCUGGAUGACUGGGCGAAGAACCCAGAGUACGUCCUGGAGGAGGUUACCCGCCGCAAAGUGAAGCUGCGCUUCGGCACUUUCGAGGAUCGCUGUUGCGACAACGGUGGCCUUGGCGACCACCUCGAUCGUCUCGCCGCGGCGGUGGCCCGGGAUGUGGAUGGCCUGGUAGAGUACAACAGUGCAGAGUUGUUGAUGCGGGCGCGUGCAACAUGA